CCAAUGAGUGAGUCGAAACGUUGUCGCAAAUGAAACGUUAGAAAAAUGGAGUACAAGAAGAAGGAUUUAAUAGGACGAGGUGCAUACGGUUCGGUGUUUGGUGGUACAUUUAAAGGCCAAAAAGUAGCAGUUAAACGGAUUGAGCUGAUUGAUGAAACAGUUCACCCAGUUGACAACGAGCUGAAAGUUCUUCAACAAUUGGACCACCCGAAUGUUAUCAAAUUACUUCAUUUCAAAAGCGAUGAAAAUUUCAAAUACUAUGUUUUGGAAUUUUGCGACGCAUCAUUGGAUAAGCUGUUCUUAAAACCGGACGAUCCUAGGAAAUACAAAGGACCUAUACCACUCCCUAUCGAAAUGUUCCUCCAUUUAGCUUCAGGACUUGCCUAUAUCCAUUCGCGGGGUUUAACUCACCGAGAUAUAAAACCGGAAAACAUUCUGAUUUCUGUGAAAAUAACUGAUCAAGGCGAACAGGCAACGAUGAAGUGGGGUGAUUUUGGGCUGUGCCGACCCGUGAAUGAACGAGGAACAUACACAAUGAGUGGAAUCAAAGGAACUCGAUCUUGGUUUGCGCCCGAGCUGUACGAAAUUCUGGAUAACAAUGUUUUGGACGGAAAACGUGGAACAGUCAAUAGCGAUGUCUUCGCAGAAGGGCUCGUCUUCGGUUACAUACUCUUGAAUGGAAACCAUCUCUACGGUGCCGAGGAAGAAAUUAUGACAAACAUCAGACAGAAUAUACCGAUUUAUAUGGAUAAGAUUCAUAAUUUGCAUUGGGCACGCAGUUUGUUAACAAAAAUGUUGGCCACUAAACCUACUGAGAGGAUCGCAUCACGAGAAGUCGUUACUGAACUUCAAUCCAUUCAAACGAAACUUGGAUGGAGUGCUCUACAUUGGGUGUGUGCAAACAACUCAAACUCAAACUUAAUAAAGGAACUUGAGUUGUUGAUAAAACGCGGAAUCGACACAAACGCAAAGAGCAACGAAGGACUUAGCGCGUUGCACGUCUUGUGCACAUACAAUUCCAGUCCUUAUUUAACAGAUGCAAUCGAAUUCUUAAUCAAAAACGGAUUGGAUGGAAACGCAAAAGACAACAACGGCUUUAACGUACUCCACACUUUAUGUGCAUUCAAUUCAAGUUCAAAUAUAAUGGAUCAAUUCGAAAAAUUAAUCCAACUCGGAACUGACGUGAAAGCAAAGAGCGGUGAAUUCGGAGCAAACGCCCUCCAUUUCCUCUGUGCUUACAAUUCAUCAUCAAAUUUAAUUGGCGUAAUCAAACGUUUACUUAAAGAGGGAGUUGAUAUAAAUACAGCUGACGACAUCGGACGAAACGCACUCCAUUACAUGUGUGAGAACAAUUCAAGCACAAAUUUAAUUGAAAACAUCGAACUUUUGAUCCACCUUGGGAUUGAUAUCCACGCAAAGGACAAAAACGAAAGAAAUGCGAUUCAUUUCCUGUGCAAAGGUAAUUCAUCGUCAAAUUUAUUUGGCGAAACGGAAAAGUUAAACCAACUUGAUGUCGACAAGAAGGAAAAAAUCAUCGGCUUAAACGCACUACCAUUCCUCGGCAAAACCAAUUCAUCCUUAAAUUUAUUUGGCGCAAUGGAAACGUUAAUUCAAUUCGGAAACGACAUGAACGCUAUGGGUAGCGGUGGGCUUACCGCAUUCGAUUUCCUCCGCGUACACCUUUCGUACACUAAUUUCAUUGGCACAAUCGAGCGUUUACUUCAAGGAGGACUAGAUGUGAACACAGGAGACAACGAUGGACGAAAUGCACUCCAUUAUUUGUGCGCAUACAAUUCAAGUCCUUAUUUGACCGAUGCAAUCGAGUUCUUAACCAAAAACGGAAAUGAUGUUAAUGCAAUAGAUAAAAACCGAUUUAACGUACUCCACACUUUGUGUGCAAACAACUCAAGCUUAAAGUUAAUAGACGCAAUCGACAAGUUAAUCCAACUAGGAAUCGACGUAAAUGCAAAGACUGACAACGGAGCAAACGCACUCCAUUUCCUGUGCGCAAUAAAUUCAUCCACAAAUUUAAUUAACGGAAUCGAAAAGUUAAUCCAACUCGGAAUCGACGUGAACGCAAAGGAUGACAACGGAGCAAACGCACUCCAUUUCCUGUGCGCAAACAAUUCAUCCUCAAAUUUAAUUGAUGGAAUGGAAAAGUUGAUCCAACUCGGAAUCGACGUAAACGCGAGGCGCGACGAUGGAGCAAACGCACUCCAUGUUCUUUGCAAGGAAAAUGCAAGCACAAAUUUAAUUGAAGCCAUCAAACUGUUGAUUCACCUUGGAGUUGAUAUCCAUGCAAAGAACAAAAACGGAUGGAAAGCGCUCAAUUUACUUUGUAGAUAUAAUCCCAGUGAAAACCUAUUCGACGCGGUCAAAUAUUUAACUGAACUAGGAAUUGAGAUUAAAUCCGACGGUUACGACGCGAAGGAUCUCUUACGCAAAAAUUACAAAAAAGAUAACUUGGAGGAAAUCAUGAAACUAUUUGACAAACUAGACCUUGCUAGCAAUUAAUCAACAAAAACGAUAUUGAUUGCAGCAGGUGUGAACCUAAGGCCACGGAACGUAACAACAUCCAAUGAAAUGCUGUGGUCACAAUCGUUUGCUAUGGAAAUUAUUAUAUAAACAUGAUUGACAAGUUAGUCCAAUACACUGUA
Molecule: messenger RNA, 2657 nt
Organism: Daphnia carinata
Lineage: Eukaryota; Metazoa; Arthropoda; Branchiopoda; Diplostraca; Daphniidae
Product: putative ankyrin repeat protein RF_0381
Exons: 4
Coding region: 46-2514 (822 amino acids)
Biological process (GO): intrinsic apoptotic signaling pathway in response to endoplasmic reticulum stress; IRE1-mediated unfolded protein response; protein phosphorylation
Cellular component (GO): IRE1-TRAF2-ASK1 complex
Molecular function (GO): protein serine/threonine kinase activity; RNA endonuclease activity; ATP binding
Source: RefSeq, a predicted model, not a curated record